Moesziomyces antarcticus is the source of this 456-nucleotide messenger RNA. RefSeq lists its product as uncharacterized. Lineage: Eukaryota; Fungi; Basidiomycota; Ustilaginomycetes; Ustilaginales; Ustilaginaceae. The transcript has 2 exons. The coding region runs from base 1 to 456 and encodes 151 amino acids. The record is from RefSeq and is a predicted model, not a curated record.
AUGAAUCGGACACAACUCUCGCAGGCAUUCGCGCGGUCUCGCACUAUCACCACCACUUCAGCGCGGCUUUUGCGACCGCGCACAUCGGCACCCACAUCCGCCUCCCAACCGGUGCUGCAAAAAGACGCACCCCCGCCUCCGCGUCGAUCGCCCCCACCACCACCACCCACACAAUCGCCACCCGAGACUAAGCGGGGCGGAAAAGAAGGUUCGGUAUACGCAAGCUACCGCGCUCUGCCGUACAACACCAAACUCGUCUUCUGGACUUGUGGCGCCAUGUUUGCGGUGCUGGGCCUGUUGGCAGCAGACAAACUCGAAGAACUCUUCCCUGCACGCAACAACCGUCCCACCGAAUCCAACGACGAAACACAGCCCAAGUUCAUCCAACACAACCAAAAGCCCCGGCUGCUGGCAAUCUCGGUCGUCGAUCGCAACCCCAACCCCGACCGCACAUAA